Messenger RNA from Pecten maximus, 2432 nucleotides. RefSeq names its product nucleolar complex protein 3 homolog. Gene Ontology annotation, cellular component: nucleolus. Lineage: Eukaryota; Metazoa; Mollusca; Bivalvia; Pectinida; Pectinidae. The coding region runs from base 80 to 2344 and encodes 754 amino acids. Gene Ontology annotation, biological process: DNA replication initiation. The record is from RefSeq and is a predicted model, not a curated record. The transcript has 21 exons. Gene Ontology annotation, molecular function: chromatin binding.
ACACAAUCUACGUCAAUUGUACGCUUAAGCACGUGUGUGUCUGUAAAUAUAAUCACCAGCUGAUCACAGAUUCUUCAGAAUGAAAAAAACAAAAGGUAAAAAAGGGGGGAAGAAAGCUAGUGUGACAAAACUCAACAAUAAGCUCACAACAAGGCUAGCAAGGCAAGGGAAACUCAAGAAGAAGAAACCAAAGCGAAGAUUUGAUGAUGACAAAAACAAUAAAAAAGAAUCGAAGGAACAGGAAAAUCAUCAACAAGAAUCUUGUCAGUCUGAACUGUCAGAUGAAGAUGUCGACUAUUUCAGUACACCGGGGAUGAACACAAGUUUUGUUAAAUCUAGUUUGCAUGCAGAAUCCGCAUCAAGAAAAAGAAAACUUGUUGAUGAGACUGAAUCUCCCUUUGAGAGGCUUCCACGUAAAAUUGUUCACAAAGAAGACAACCAGAACUUGAAGUCUUUGUUACCGAUUAAAACAAAGAAGGGAACAGUCAUACCACAGAUGAUGGAAGCAGAGUCGGUUUCAGUUAAAGCAGAUGAGAAAGAAGAUUUAACAGAGGAGGAAGUGUAUGAUACACCAGUUGAUGUCCCUGUACCAGAGGUUUUACCUCAACUCAGUAGCAUACAACUUAUGUAUAUAAGGAAGCAAAAGUUGAUCGAUCGCAGACGGAGGAUAGCUCUACUGGCAAGUGCUCUGAUAGAGAACCCUGAGGCUAAUAUAAGAAAACUAAAGGAGUUGAGGUUGAUGCUGGAGGAGGAGGACCGUGAUGUUUUCCUGACUGUGAGGAAGCUGGCAAUGGUCUCAUUGAUGGAAGUAUUUAAGGACAUUGUCCCGGGAUACCGACUUCGUAUCGCCACUCAAGAAGAAAAAUCCCAAAAGGCUAAAAAAGAAACAAAGACAUUGCGUGACUAUGAAGAAUUGUUCUUAUUGAACUAUCGCCAUUACUUGGAAUUUUUGGAGAGAACUGUACGAGGCCAAGUCUCCAAGAAAGAAGUUUAUAAUGGCAGUCAGGCAAAUGGCGGUGACGAAUCCAGUUUACAGCAGGACAAUGUUAAGGUAGGUGAGUUAAUGUCAGGCUCUAGUGUUCCUGGAUGGGUAUGUAAUGACUGGUUCUGUUUACAGAUGUCGUGUAUAGCCUGUGAGGCCGUCCAUAGUGUCUUCAAAGAAGAUCGGGGAGGCCAUGUUAGCUUAGAGAUUGUCAAGGUGGUCAGUAAAAUGAUCAAAUCCAGAAAUUUUAGAGUAAAGAGGGAGGUACUAGAUACUUUUCUCAGCCUCAGAAUCAAGGAAGUAAACUACAAGUCUGAGGAAGAGAAGUUGACAGGUCAGCAGCGCAAAGACAUGAUGAAGAAAAUGUCAAAACGAGAGAAAAAAAGAAAGAAGAAGAUGGAAGAGUUAGAAAAGGAAUUGCAGGAAACAAGAGCGACAGAAGACAAAAGGAAGAGAAUGAAAUUACACACAGAGACGAUACAAACAGUGUUUUUGACUUAUUUCCGCAUCUUAAAGGGAGGAAUCAGCUCAGAGCUCUUGUCUGCAGUUCUGGAAGGAUUAGCAAAAUUUGCCCAUCUGAUCAAUGUUGAUUUCUUUGAUGACUUGUUCAAAGUUUUUGAUGAAUUGAUUUCAUCUCAGACACUGUCCUAUAGGGAGUCGCUGCACUGUGUACAGACGGCGUUCAUCAUUUUGUCCGGACAGGGAGCUGCACUGAACAUUGAUCCUAUCACCUUCUACACCCAUCUGUACAAUACACUGUUCAAGGUCCAUGCAGGGUCGUCUUGUGAAGAUAUCCCUAUCAUCCUCAAUUGUCUGGAUGCCAUGGUAACAAGAAGGAAAAGGCAGAUUUCCCAGCAAAGAGUUCUGGCAUUCAUCAAGAGACUGUUAACACUGGCCCUGAUGCAGUGUCAUGAGGGCAGCCUUGGUUUACUGUUAGCUGUCAGAAGCUUCAUAUUGACCUACAAAUCUAGUGAGAUGCUCUUUGAUAAUGAGACUCAGGGGAGUGGUGUCUUCCUGCCAGAGUUGGCUGAUCCUGAACACUGCAAUGCACACAACAGUAUGUUGUGGGAGCUACCACUGUUAAAGCGUCAUUACCAUCCACUGGUUAGACAGAUCAGUAGCCAUGUGUCACUACUAACCCCGACUACAGGAGAAGGACAAUUAGCCACGGACCUCGCACGAAAAAGUCCUAAGGAGCUGUAUGAAGCACAUCAAACCAGAGAGGAGCUCUUCUUUCCAAUGCCACCAAAGAAAUCCUCCUCAAAAAACAAAACGCUACACAACAAGGUUGGUGGUCAUAACCUGAUUCAAAAGGACUUUAACCUUUCAACAGAAGAUAUGUUCCUGUCUUGUCGAUUAUGAAGGAUUACGAAAUACGCCAGGCUUUAAAUACUACUCGGAAGUGAACUGAUUUCAGUGAUUGUGUCAGGAAUUAAAACAUUUAAACCAA